AUGUAUACCGAUCUAUCUACUAUCUAUCUAUCUAUCUAUCUAUCUAUCUAUCUAUCUAUCUAUCUAUCUAUCUAUCUCAUUCUUAUCACUAUCCCCCGCCCCCUCUCUCUCUCUCUCUCUAUCUAUCUAUCUAUCUAUCUAUCUAUCUAUCUAUAUAACCAAACAUCUCCAUCUACAUUAACUCAGACAUUUUAUUUUUCUUUCUUUCUUUAUUGCUUUUAUUUUAUUUUAUUUUCUUUUAUUUUUCUUUCAUCCUUUAUUUCCGUUAUUUUUCUUUCUUUCUUUAUUCCCUUUAUUUUUCUUUCUUUCUUUAUUCCUUUUAUUUUUCUUUCUUUCUUUAUUUCUUUUAUUUUUCUUUCUUUUCUUUAUUCCUUUUAUUUUUCUUUCUUUCUUUAUUCCGUUUAUUUUUCUUUCUUUCUUUAUUCCUUUUAUUUUUCUUUCUUUCUUUAUUUCUUUUAUUUUUCUUUCUUUCUUUUUUAUUUUUCUUUCUUUCUUUAUUCCCUUUAUUUUUCUUUCUUUCUUUAUUCCCUUUAUUUUUCUUUCUUUCUUUAUUCCUUUUACUUUUUUAUUUCUUUAUUUCCUUUCCUUUGUUAA
Acanthosepion pharaonis is the source of this 594-nucleotide messenger RNA. NCBI's taxonomy places the organism in Eukaryota, Metazoa, Mollusca, Cephalopoda, Sepiida, Sepiidae. The record is from the annotation of a GenBank genome assembly.